UUUACAUUGCAGUAUUCAGUGGAUUAACAGACCCUGAAUGCAACACGUUGAGCGGUAAAGGAGGAAGAAUGGCAGGCCUGUGGAGAUCCUACCAGGUCUUGAUGAGCAAAUACCCCUGGACAGUGCAGAUAGUGACCGCUGGGUCUUUAGUGGGUGUCGGUGAUGUCAUCUCCCAGCAGCUGAUUGAGAGGAGGGGAUUGGCUCAACACAAUGUGCAACGGACGGCUAAGAUGAUGAGCAUUGGUUUCUUUUUUGUGGGUCCAGUAGUCGGCAGCUGGUACAAAGUUUUGGACAGACUGGUGGUUGGAGGGACAAAAACUGCUGCUAUGAAGAAAAUGCUGGUUGACCAGCUGUGUUUCGCUCCGUGCUUCUUAGGAGCUUUCCUCUGUAUCUCUGGUGCCCUGAACGGACUGACGGUGGAUGAGAAUGUCGCCAAGCUCAAGAGGGACUACACAGAUGCACUGAUAUCUAAUUACUAUCUUUGGCCUCCAGUCCAGAUUGCCAAUUUCUACUUCAUUCCACUGCAUCAUAGGCUGGCCGUCGUCCAGAUCGUUGCCGUUGCCUGGAACUCCUACCUGACCUGGAAGGCCAAUAAGAUGUGAAGGAUGAUCACAUGUCCGGCCUGUGCCGUUGUUGCUGAUGAUGAAGAUUUUUACACUCAUUUGUAGUGUUUGUGCUUGUGACAUGGACCUAACUUACUUGAGGCUGCUUAGUCUUGUGGUAUUUCCAAUGUGUAAAGCUGUGACUGAGUCACACGUAAAGGUCGGGAGAAAGUGCUUGUCUACUCUGAAUGACAAAUUCACACUUGAAAGUCAAACUUGCAUUUGCAGAAAUGUCUGUGAAAGUUGGUUAUUUAUGGAAAUGGGAUUUGGCAGACGCGCGCGCACACACACACACACACACACACACACACACACACACACACACACACACACACACACACACACACACACACACACACACACACAGGUUGCAAAUGAAACUUUUCUAAUCUGUUUACUGUAUUGAAGUAAUAAUAAUCGUGUUAAGGAGGUUAGCGAUUAUCAUGUUCUGUCUCAUAAUGAUUCGCUACUUUAAUCUGUUUAAUUUCUAAUAAUGUGAAUUUAAUUGAUGUUUGUUUUAUUCACUUCUUUCCACGUUUCACGUAUAUCCUAUGACAUUAACUAGUUCUCUACAUUUGACAAUCCUCAGGAAAUGCUUGUUAGCGUGGUUCAUGAUGUGUAAAUUGUCUUGGUCAUCAAAGACAGUUUUCACCCAAAUUAUAUCAAGUUUUAUCUCUUCUAAGUUAGAAUUCAUUUUAGUCACUUGAGGCCUGUGUGGGUGAAAUACAUACCAUCACCUGACGCUAAAACAAAAAUCAUGUCUUGGGGAAAAUGGUCUGAGAUGCUGAAGAAAAGAUGAUAAAGGAAUAGAUUUUAAAGGCUCAAUUAUUACAACUAAUUUCAUUCUCAUGCCUCUCGUGUUAGACAGUUAACCUGCUUCUGUCUUAGGGUAACAGUUAUUGACACAUUCAUUGUUUCUUCAGUUCCUACAAACCUCAGUGUAUUUCUUGACAAGGUGGGUGUAUUUUUUUUCCAACAAACUCCACUUCUUGCCUGCCAGUCUUAUAUCUGUGUUGUUUUUCCAUUUCAGUUUUUGUAUGGAUUAAACAAACCUCAUACAGGCCUGUUUGUUUACAGCGUUUGUUCUCAGCCAAACCAACCGGCAUCAUACUUGGUGCACAGACAAUGAAGUGAGAAAGAAAAUAAUCAUGUUUACCAAACUUCCUUUUUACAGUGUCACUGAUUUUACUUUCUGUCAAACUAGCUGCUAAAGGUUCACCUAAUUACUAGAACAGGUCGAGGCUGUUCAAGUGUAGAUUUGUCUGUUGUUCUUCGGUACACACAGGACGUUUAUACACAUUUGUAGCUACAAAAAGGGCAUCUCUGGUGUACAAGCCAAUAAAGUUUCACAUGAGUUGUUGUCAA
Acanthochromis polyacanthus (spiny chromis) is the source of this 1967-nucleotide messenger RNA. RefSeq names its product mitochondrial inner membrane protein MPV17 (gene mpv17). The record is from RefSeq and is a predicted model, not a curated record. Gene Ontology annotation, cellular component: cytoplasm; membrane. NCBI's taxonomy places the organism in Eukaryota, Metazoa, Chordata, Actinopteri, Pomacentridae. The transcript is spliced from 8 exons. The coding region runs from base 69 to 602 and encodes 177 amino acids.